Acanthosepion pharaonis is the source of this 687-nucleotide messenger RNA. Lineage: Eukaryota; Metazoa; Mollusca; Cephalopoda; Sepiida; Sepiidae. The record is from the annotation of a GenBank genome assembly.
AUGACACCUUCUUCUUCUUCUUCUUCUUCUUCUUCUUCUUCUUCUUCUUCUUCUUCUACUUCUUCUUCGUCGUCGUCGUCGUUGUCGUUUUCUUCUCCACCUGCUCUUCCCUUUUAUUAUCACCUUUCGCCUUCUUCUUCACCUCCUCCUCUUUCUCCUCCGUUUUCUUCAAUAUCAUCUUCAUCUCAUCCUUUUCCUCCUUCGUCUAACUCCUGUUCCUCCUUCUUCUUCUUCUUCUUCUUCUGCAAUAUCUUCUUGAAUAUCAUCUCCUUCUUCCCGUCUUCCUUCUUCAUCUUCUCCUACUUCUUCAAUAUCUUUCGCCUUCUUCUUCUUCUUCUUCUUCUUCUUCUUCUUCUUUGUCAAUAUAUUCCGCCUUCUUCUUCUUCUCUUGUCCCUCCUCCUCUUCCUCCUUCUCCACCUUUUUCUUCUUCGACUUCAAUAUAUUUUUCUUCUUCUUUCUUGUCUUUUUCUUCUUCUUCUUCUUCUGCAUUCUUCUUCCUCUCGUCCCCAGCCUCCUUCUCCUCCACAUCCACCUCUUCUUCUUCUUCUUCUUCUUCUUCUUCUUCUUCUUCUUCUUCAAUAUCUUCUUUUUCUUCACUAUCUUCUUCUUCUACUUCUACAGUAUCAUCCGCCAUUUUUUUUGCAGCUUCCCGCGGCUAUUCAUUACUUGGUGGAUAUUUCCUCUGA